AUGGCGAUUGCCGGCAGCGGGAGGGGCAAGGCGAAGCCCGCGGCCAGCGCCAAGUCCGUGUCCCGGUCUUCCAAGGCCGGCCUCCAGUUCCCCGUCGGCCGCGUCGCCCGGUACCUCAAGGUCGGCAAGUACGCGCAGCGCGUCGGCGCCGGCGCCCCCGUCUACCUCGCCGCCGUCCUCGAGUACCUCGCCGCCGAGACCCUGGAGCUGGCCGGGAACGCGGCGCGGGACAACAAGAAGAACCGGAUCGUGCCGCGCCACAUCCAGCUGGCGGUGCGCAACGACGAGGAGCUGAGCAAGCUGCUGGGCUCGGUCACCAUCGCCGCCGGCGGGGUGCUGCCCAGCAUCCACACCACGCUGCUCCCCAAGAAGGCCGGCAAGGGCAAGGGCGACAUCGGCUCUGCUUCCCAGGAGUUCUAG
Triticum turgidum subsp. durum (durum wheat) is the source of this 420-nucleotide messenger RNA. Lineage: Eukaryota; Viridiplantae; Streptophyta; Magnoliopsida; Poales; Poaceae. The record is from the annotation of a GenBank genome assembly.